This is a messenger RNA of Penicilliopsis zonata CBS 506.65, 1888 nucleotides long. RefSeq lists its product as hypothetical. Gene Ontology annotation, biological process: retrograde transport, endosome to Golgi; intracellular protein transport. The record is from RefSeq and is a predicted model, not a curated record. The transcript is spliced from 3 exons. The coding region runs from base 12 to 1826 and encodes 604 amino acids. Gene Ontology annotation, cellular component: retromer complex; retromer, tubulation complex; endosome. Gene Ontology annotation, molecular function: phosphatidylinositol-3-phosphate binding. NCBI's taxonomy places the organism in Eukaryota, Fungi, Ascomycota, Eurotiomycetes, Eurotiales, Aspergillaceae.
AGAAAGCAGAGAUGGACUAUUCGUCUCUUUCGAACGAUCCCGAUCAUCCGACGGGGUCGUCGCCAUGGGCGUCGCCGCGGGCGGAUCGCACCACGUUCGCAGCGGCGGGUAACAACGACUUCCCCUCAUCGCCUCUGCCGGGGCAGUACGGGGCGGAGAGCCAUGCCGAGAGCCCUCAAGUAAGCCAUGCGAGGGAAGAGGAGGAGGAGGAGGAGGAGGAUGAAGACGAGGAGGAACCGGGAUCGCCGGAUCUGUCGGCACGCCUGCAGAGCGCACAGUUGGGGGACCCGGACUACGCGGUAGAACAGCCCCCGUAUGCGACCUCGCAUCUCCACCAGCAACAGCAGCAGCAGUCGCAGGGGCGGUCCCAACUGCCGGCACGAUACCAGCCUGGAUCGAGGCAACAGGUCGGGCAAGCGGGCCCGGUCUACAGGCUCCAGGCGAAGAUUACGGGGCUGGAAAGGACGGGGAAGAAGGACCCGAUUCUUCGCUUUGAUGUGCAUACGAAUAUCCCCAAGUUCCGUACGACUCAGUAUCGUGAUGUUCGCCGCACGCAUUCGGAGUUUGUUAAGCUGGCAGACCAUCUCAUCUCAGCGAACCCCGAGGCUCUGGUGCCUGCCGUGCCUCCACCGUUGACGCCGGCUGGUGCAGGGACGGAGGAGGAUGAGUACCGGAUUAAAUCCUCGAUGCAGCGCUGGUUGAACACGGUUCUCAGCAAUGACGUCCUCAUGCUCGACGACGAGGUCAUUCUCUUCGUCGAAAGCGAUUUCGGAUACAGUCCCGUGGUGCGCAUGAAGCAGCCUGCCACCGGCGUCAGACGGAAGGUUCUGAAGCAAUUUGCUCCCCCCCCGGAUGAUACCCCUGAAUUGCAGAAUGCGCGGCCAGCUGUCAAGAUGUUCUAUCUGGGCGCCAUGGAUGCCAGCCAAAAGGUCGAUCGAGUUGUCAAGGCUCGUAGAGGCCUUGGUCUUGCCGAGUCGGAUUUUGGUGUCAAGCUCGGCCAGAUGCAUGUUCAAGAAGCCCAUCCGGGUUUGUCAAAUGCGUACAAGAAGCUGGGAAAGAUCAUCCAAUCGGUAGGAGACUUCCACGCUGUCCAAGCGACCGCGGAAGCCACAACACUCGGCGAUCCUCUGAAUUACCACUCUUCAGAUGCCUUUAUCGUCAAGGAGACUCUGACCAACCGUCAUAUCCUCCUACGCGAUCUUCUCCAGGCCCAGCAGGUCUCACGAAGUAAGCGGGCAGCGGCGGACCGGCUGAAGGUCAGCUCGUCCGUGCGACGGGACAAGGUGGACGAGGCGAUCAACGCACUCGACGAAGCGCAGAGCCACGAGGACUACCUGACCAAGAAGACCCACCGGGUGACCUCCAACCUGUUGCUGGAGAAGCGCCGCUGGUUCGAUCGCACCGCCGCCGACCUCGUCGCCGCCCUCCGCGAAUACACCCUCCGCCAGAUCGAAGCCGAGCGGCGGACCCUGGCCACCCUGGAGAGCGUGCGGCCGGACAUCCGCUCCAUCGACGCCUCGGGCGGGCUGAGCCGCCUAGGCCGCGAGGCUCACCCGGCCGUGCGACGACCGAACCUGGCGUCGAGCCAGGGCCCCAAGGGCGACUCAUGGAGCGGGGUGCCUCGCCGCAGCGACAACCUCGGCCGCAGCCUGAGCGGCUCCUUUGCGGCUCCCUCUACGGACGACGAGGACGAGGCCAACGGCGCGGGCGUGGCCAAGGGACGUCUGCGCGCGGCCAGCGGCGUGGGUUCGAUCCCCGAGGAAGAGGACGAGGAUCGCCUGGACGCUCGCAACGCCGCCAGUCGUCUAGCAACAAGUACUUUCUAGUUCAGUCUUUUUCCCUCCCUGAAAGUAUUCUUUUCCAUUCUAUCCUAUUCUAUUUUUUUUUU